This is a messenger RNA of Oikopleura dioica, 3678 nucleotides long. The record is from the annotation of a GenBank genome assembly. Lineage: Eukaryota; Metazoa; Chordata; Appendicularia; Copelata; Oikopleuridae.
AUGAAGCUCAUCCAAUACCUUCCAGCCGUCGGAGUUGUCCAAGGAGGCUACUUUCAGCAGUACAACCAGCUGACUCAGGACGAGAGAGAAGCUCGACGAGUUCUCUGCGAUGCCAAAAUCGACGAGACACAGGAUCUGUUUCCCGUAGAGAAUGGAUCGUGGCUUUGCCCAGGUUACGGCAAAUUGAGAUCCAAGGUCAGAUGCCAUCCGAUCUGUAAUCAGGGAAUGGACCCGGAAUGGACCGAGAAAUCAAUCUCGAAGCCAAAAAAGGACGGCGUCCGAUUUAUGGCUCGAUGUGGAGAUCCAGCUACGAUCGCUAGAAAAAAUCUUCCCGCUGGAACCACCUUGAGAUGCUCACCAAAACCAGCUCAUCCUUGCGACGCCGCAGCUGCCGCCACAAGCAUCCAGGACGGAUCGCUCACGUUUGCCAGGCUGAUCAACAAAAAGCGAGCCAGUUACGAUGUCUUCUGCGAAGAUGGAACUUUUAACGGCCGAGUGCGUUGCGUCGACGGCGAGUUCCGACCGCCAUUUUGGAAUAAAGAAGAUUGGGAGAGCUCCUGCGUCGGGAAGACAACAACUACCACAUCUUCAACAACGACGACAACAACCACUGAAGACCCAUGUCUUUCCGUAGACUCAUGCGCUGGGCUUGACGGCUGCCAGGUGAUCGUUGGCGGAUGCGCGACCACCCCGAUCAGAAACACCCAACUCCAAGCUCUCAACUCCGCCGUCAACUUCCGCUUCUCUGCUGACGUUUACUGCGACCACAGUAUGCCAUUUGGUGAGUGGCUGAACAUCUUCCACGUCACUAAAGGAACUGACGAUACCAGCCUUGGUGACCGAACCUUCGCUCUCUUCCGAUACGCAAACGACAACAGAAUGUGGAUCGGUGUCAACGACCCAACUGACACUGAUUUCGAGGAUGCCACAACUUUCAGCUGCACCGACGGUGAAUGGUUCAAUAUUGCUGUCGAACAACGACAAGUCGAAGGAGACCUUGAUACUGUUCAGUACUCUGUCACUCAUAACGGUGCUGAAAUCGCCACAAACUCAUACGCCACAAGCCAAGCUUUUGAUGGCAAUCUUCUUGCCUACGUUUCUGACGACUGGUACCCCGCUGGUUCAGCCUAUGUGGUCAGAAAUUUCGUCUACCAACGAUUUGCCGACGCAACAACAACAACUACCACCACAUCGACAACCACCACUACAACAACAACCACGACCACCACUACAACAACGACGACAACCACCCAAGACCCAUGUCACUCCGAAGACUCCUGCGCUGGCCUUGAUGGCUGUGAGGAAAUCGUUGGUGCCUGUGCCGUAGAACCCACCAGAAACACUCAGCUCCGAGCUCUCAAUUCUGCCGUCAACUACCGAUUCUCCGCUGAUGUUUACUGUGCCCACAACAGCAUGCCGAACGGCGACUGGUUGAAUAUUUUCCACGUUACCCAAGGAACUGACGAUACCACCCUUGGUGAUCGAACCUUCGCUCUUUUCCGAUACGCUAACGAUGACAGACUCUGGAUUGAAGUCAACGAUCCACAAGAUACUGAUUUCGGGCAUGCUAUUACUUUCACUUGCACUGACGGUGAAUGGUUCAACAUCGCUGUCGAAGCCAACCAAAAUGCUGCUGAUCUAGAACUUGUUGAAUAUUCCGUAACUAAGAACGGAGAAUCUCUUGGAUCUGGUUCGUACCCGUUCAGCUCAGCAUUCGUUGGCAAUCUUGAAGCAUACGUCUCCGACGAUUGGUAUCCUGCAGCGUCCACGUAUUUUGUCAAAAAUUUCGUUUACCAGCGAUUUGCAGACGCAACAACAACCACGACAACAACGACCACAACCACAACAACAACGACCACAACCACAACAACCACGACCACCACUACAACAACGACGACAACCACCCAAGACCCAUGUCACUCCGAAGAUUCCUGCGCUGGCCUUGACAGCUGCGAGGCAAUCGUUGGUGCCUGCCCAGUAGAACCCGUCAGAAACACUCAACUCCGAGCUCUCAAUUCCGCCGUCAACUACCGCUUCUCCGCUGAUGUUUACUGUGCUCACAACAGCAUGCCAACCGGCGACUGGUUGAACAUUUUCCACGUUACCCAAGGAACCGACGAUACCACCCUCGGCGAUCGAACCUUCGCUCUUUUCCGAUAUGCUAGCGAUGACAGACUGUGGAUUGAAGUCAACGAUCCAAAUGACUCAGAUUUCGGACAUGCCAUGACUUUCACUUGCACUGAUGGAGAAUGGUUCAACAUCGCUGUCGAAGCCAACCAAAAUGCUGCUGAUCUAGAACUUGUUGAAUAUACCGUAACUAAGAACGGAGAAUCUCUUGGAUCUGGUUCGUACCCGUUCAGCUCAGCAUUCGCUGGCAAUCUUGAAGCAUACGUCUCCGACGAUUGGUAUCCUGCAGCGUCCACGUAUUUUGUCAAAAAUUUCGUCUAUCAACGAUUCGAAGAUGUCACAACUACAACAACAACCACUACAACUACAACCACAACAACGACUACGACAACAACCACGGAAGAUCCGUGCGUUUCUGAAGAUCCUUGUGCCGGACUUGACAACUGCGAUGUCAUCGUCGACGCCUGCGCCGCCGUCCCGGUCAGAAAUGUCCAAGCCGCCACCCUCACCUCUUCCAUCAACUACCAAUUCUCUGCAGACGUAUACUGCGAUCACAGCAUGCCUGUCGGAGAAUGGAUAAAUAUCUUCCACGUUACUAAAGGAGAGGACGAUACCAGCCUUGGUGAUCGAACCUUCGCCCUCUUCCGAUACCCAGACGAGCAAAAAAUGUGGAUCGGUGUCAAUGAUCCGACUGAUUCAGACGGCGAGCACCACACAGAUUUCACCUGCACUGAUGGCCAGUGGUUCAACAUCGCCGUCGACGUCCAUCAAGUUGCUGGUGAUCCAGAAAAUGUUCAGUUCACUGUCACUCAUGACGGAGUUGAAAUUUCCUCGAAGAUUUACGCUUACGCUCAGGCCUUCGGUGCAGGCCAAGAGCUUAAAGCCUUCGUGGCUGACGACUGGUACGUUGCCGGAACCGCAUUCACAGUCAAGAACUUCGUCUACCAACGAUUACCAGAAGUUGCUCAAUGCGCCGUCGACAGAUGUUUGGAUCCAUCUAUAGGGGAUCCAGUUAUCUGUACGAACAUAAUUGAUGGCUGCGGGGUCAAUCCAAGCCGAAACAAUCUCUUGAAAUCUGUUACUGUUUCUCAAUCCUAUCAAAUUGUCGCCGAUGUUCUUUGCUCUUCAUCUUCGACAACUGAAUGGCAGAAUAUUCUCCGAGUUACGUCUACAUCCGAAAACAGAGGCGCAGUUGGCGAUCGGCAAUUCAUCAUAUUCCACUACCCCAAUGAAAGCAAAUUCUACAUCGGCGUCAACAAUCCUAACGGCGCUCACCAUCACUCAUACGUUGACAAGCCAUGCACGCCGGGCCAAUGGUACACCAUCGUUGCCGAACAAUUCAUUAAUCAGGCUUCGGGCCUUAUGUAUACCCAAAUUGUUGUUGACAACGAAUCGUUAUUUACGGAUAGCUACCCAGUGGCAUCUGCUCCGUCGACCGGAAAUUUCGAUUUCUUCGUUUCUGACAACUUCUACGAUGCUUCCGGAUCUGACACUGUGCGAAAUUUCGUCUAUCUUGACACCUCGGCGGCCGAUCAGUGGGUAUCGAAGUAA